GCACGAAAACAGGUGGAAGGGUGGUAAUCAGUAGAAAAAACGAUGAGAAUUACUGCAAGUCGCAAAAGCGAUGUUGUUUGAUUUCGAUAAGUGCUCGCAGGAAGAAGCGGAGCACAAGGACAGCUGGUAGACAUUGUAAAUAAUCUCCUCCGAAACGUGGUUCGAAGUUUUCAACAGUUUUUGUCGUUCUGUUAAUUCUAUUGAUGGUGCCGUCACAGUAAAAGGGGCAACCUUUUUUUUCAUGUAAACUCAACCCGUGUGUGUGGAUCAUAAUCACGCCUCACACACCGUGAAUGUCUGAGGAAUGCAAUCUGACACCGCCGACUACUAGAGCAAUCCGCAGGAAAAAUAAUCUGCCAGCAGUAGUAGGACCACGAAGUUGCAACACGCAAUAGAAGCAAACAUGACGACAAAUCGUACGUUCGACCCAAAAACGUACGACACGCUCACAAACCAGGACACCAAUCCGUUCGCGGACAAACGCUCGCCAACGAUCGAGGAAGAGGACACACCGCAGGUCAUACAUGUCGUGCCGGAGACAAGUAAAGCCCGAUGGAACCACAUAGAGGAUUUGGAUUCGUUCUUCACCCGUGUUUACAUCUACCACCAGAAGCACGGGUUUUAUGUGAUGAUGCUGCAGAAACUGUUCGAGCUGUUCCAGUUUGUGUUUGUCGUGGUGCUGAUCACGUACAUGUUUAACUGCAUUGACUAUGGGAUUCUUUUCCGUGAUAAGAUCAUCGAACUUGACUCGAAAGUUUCGCUGGGGGAUGCGAUGAUAGGCGUAUCGGAAUGUGCGGCCAAGCUUGGUGCAUUUCAAUGGUUGGCACUAGUGCUCGCUGGUUUGUUUUGGACGUUUCGGUUGUUUAAAUUCUUCUAUCAAUUUUUCCAAUUUUGGGACAUUAAAAUGUUCUAUAACACGGCACUUAAGAUCGAGGAUGCUGACCUGGACAAUCUUACUUGGCACGAGGUACAAAAGUGCAUACGAGAAGUGCAAUCUGAGAUACAGAUGAGUAUCAACAAAGAGCAACUGACUGAGCUAGAUAUUUAUCAUAGAAUAUUAAGGUUCAAAAACUAUAUGGUAGCCAUGAUGAACAAAUCAUUGCUGCCCGCCACGUCGAAGCUGCCAUUACUAGGAAAUGUAGUACUAAUGAGUCAAGCACUCCGUUACAAUAUAGGAUUAAUUCUUUUCUGGGGACCAUGGUCACCGUUCGAGAACAGCUGGCAUCUGCGGGAAGAAUACAAACGACCCAGUAUGCGCAAUGAACUGGCGGCCAAACUAUCGAAACAAAUACUGUGGGUCGCAAUUGCGAAUUUUAUACUCUCACCAUUCAUAUUCAUCUGCCAGUUGAUGUACUUUUUCUUCAACUAUGCGGACCUUAUAAAAAAGGAACCCGGUACGCUGGGCGUACGAUGUUGGUCGCAGUACGGGAAAUUGUACCUACGACACUUCAACGAACUCGACCACGAGCUGGACGCGCGUCUUACCCGUGCUUAUCGGCCGGCGGUAAAAUAUAUGAAUUCAUUUUCAUCACCCUUGCUAACUGUUAUUGCAAGAAACAUCGCUUUUGAUGCUGGUGGUGUCGCAUCGCUUAUAUUACUGCUGGCCAUCUACGAUGAGGACGUGUUUCAGGUGCAACACGUCCUUACUCUCUUCACAAUUUUGGGAAUGAUCAGUGUUAUUGCGAGAUCACUGAUACCGGAUGAGAAUAUGGUGUGGUGUCCUGAGCAGCUGCUAAGGAAUGUGUUGGCUCAUGUGCACUAUCUUCCAUCGUCCUGGCGUGGCUUUGCGCACAGUUCAAAUGUUCGCGAUCAGUUUGAAUUGUUUUUCCAGCUUAAAAUUAUGUAUAUUCUGAACGAACUCUUCAGCCCGCUUGUGGCACCGUUCGUGCUGCUUUACGAUUUGAGACCAAAAUCUCAACAGCUAGUUGAUUUCUUCCGCAACUUCACGGUCGAUGUGGUGGGCGUUGGUGACGUGUGUUCCUUCGCACAGAUGGAUGUCCGCAAGCAUGGCAACCCGGACUGGCAGAUCCCGAUCGUGGCGGAUGACAAGGAUAGUGAGAAUGAAACUCCUCUGAUAUCUCCGGAUGAUGUUGCAGGCGGUGGUACUAGGAUUGGCGUGCCACCGUCCGCAGAGGUUCAUGCCACUGGCGUUCCACCAUCCGGAGGGCACGGUGCCACCCCGUACAAUCAGGGCGAACACGGUAAAACUGAACUUUCGCUGGUACAUUUCACGCUUACCAAUCCCACCUGGCAAAUGCCACCGGAAGCGAAACAGUUCGUGCAGGGGAUUAAGCGCCACGCACUGCAGGAUCUCAACCGACAGCGGGGAAUGUUGCUCGGUUUGCACAACCCAACAGCAAUGGGUCAAAGUUUGCUAUCGAUGGAAAGCAUGGGUGCGGAGUAUUCGUCCAUCAUACAGCCCAUAUUGCAAACACACAAUCUAUCAAACUCGCAGCAUCUGGGACUAUCGAUGCAUCUCGGUGGGUUCGGUUCACCCGUUCCACCGAUGACGCCUGCCUUUGGACCGGGUAUGAUGCCAUCGACCGUGCAUCAUCAGCAGCCAACGCAACACGGUGCCGGUGUGCAAUCGUCCCACCAGUACCAUUUCGGACCGCAAUCAUACGAUUUCGAGCGAAUGCUGCAGCAGAAUCUUACCGACGCCAGUACGGUGGCUCCUAUGCCUAGUCGCAGCACUUUCCUAGCGGACAUUCAUGAGAACGAUGACGAAACGGGGGCACCUUCGUUGGCACCAGAGGUUCCGCAAGCAAGCACCAGCAGCCGUGUUCAGGCAGGUAGUGUUGCUCCUGCCACGAUGGGAUUGGAUCCAGAGUUGGAGGGUAGUCGGUUUGUGGCGCCGUGUACCGAUGGCAUGGUAUUCAGCACUCGUGGAGGAAUGUCCCGCCGUGAGGGACCUGCGGAAGGUUCUCGCAAUGGGUUACUUUCGAGUCUUUAUGGCGAUAUGCCUACCAAUGCUCCGGCACCGUACGAAUUUACGACUGCCGACAUGUGUCUUAGUACGCUGUACCUGCAUGAGUUACAUCACAAUCGUUUGCGACGUCACGGUGGUAGCCUGAGGCUUGAUAUGGGUUCACCACCCCCAUCGUCAUCACAUCGUCCAUCAGCCGUUGGUCGCUUUAUGGGACAGGGAGGAUUCCGACCGUUCGGUUCGGUAGUUCAACCAUCGCUAGUCAGUCACCCGUUACGUACGCUUGCGCCGAGCAUUAUCGGUGGCGAAACUGCUGGACCGUCCGGUUCGAUGGCGGGCGGUAGCAGUGGAUCGAUAGUGGCCGCCGAACGAACCCCUUUGCUCGGUAGCAAAAAGUCAUAGCACCAGGCCGAGUGGGUCUAACUGGUAGAGGCAGACACUUAGGUUCGGAGAAUGCGGAUAGCUUUACCGUUGAGCGAAGGGAAUGAAUGAAUGUGAUUUGUUUAUACCGUCGUCAUCGUCUCAAUGUUAGACCAAAUCCGCACAGGGGACGGCAAAGCUGAUCGUGAUAUGUAGAAAACUGAGCUAAAUUUUAAGUACCACUAGCGACAGUGCGAAAGAAUAAUGAUAGAAACAACGAAAGUGAAAAAACAAUAUUUUAAGCGAAUAGUGUUAAUGGCAACCGUGUGUGAGCGCUUUUGUAAAUAAAGUUUAAACAAAAACCUCAACUAGAUAUCGUGCGCAAACGAAAACAUAAAACACGAUUAGAUGAGCCAAUUAAAAAAAUAUAUUCUGAGAUCAGGUGAAAAUUGACUACACUUGAGAAAACGCGGCUUGUAUAAUGCUUACCAAGACCAGGUUCAAAAUGUCAGAUAAAAACGAAUGUAAAGCAAUUGAAUAAAAUCGUUUCCAUUUUUGUUUCCACCGAUGUACAGUUAUGGCAAUUAGACGACAGCUAAGCAUAUCUCCCGGGAGAUAACGUGCAUUCAUUCGCAGCUUUCGUGUGAGAGGUGAUUAGAAGAGAAGUGGGCUAAUACCCUGCAAGUUAUUUAAAUUCUACGGAAAACUGAUGCUGAGAUAAGUUGUUAAACUUGUGAAAUAAAUGGGGACUUCCUCGUCUGAAA
Molecule: messenger RNA, 4050 nt
Organism: Anopheles moucheti
Lineage: Eukaryota; Metazoa; Arthropoda; Insecta; Diptera; Culicidae
Gene: Atg9
Product: autophagy-related protein 9A
Exons: 13
Coding region: 404-3328 (974 amino acids)
Biological process (GO): autophagy of mitochondrion; protein localization to phagophore assembly site
Cellular component (GO): phagophore assembly site; autophagosome
Source: RefSeq, a predicted model, not a curated record